This is a messenger RNA of Puccinia triticina, 510 nucleotides long. RefSeq lists its product as uncharacterized. The record is from RefSeq and is a predicted model, not a curated record. The coding region runs from base 1 to 510 and encodes 169 amino acids. The transcript has a single exon. NCBI's taxonomy places the organism in Eukaryota, Fungi, Basidiomycota, Pucciniomycetes, Pucciniales, Pucciniaceae.
AUGGAUGAAGUCAUGAGUGGAUCAUCGACUGGAUUGAGAGUGCCGAGUGUGGUGAAUGUAUUAUACGAGCAUCUGGGCGAGGAGGGGGGCGCGAGCGAAGACGAGGCACUAUCGCCCGAGUUCAGAGCCACUGUGGAGCGAUCGAUGAGAACGUUAAAAGGAAGGGACAGUCUAGCGGUAGAGCUGGAGCUGAAGAGCAAGACGACGGGGAGGCGGGCAAGUUGGAUGGAGAGCAAGAGGCCGGAGCGGCUGCUUCCGCGGAUAUAUGUUGAGGUGGAACGACUCAAGACUGCUCGAGAUGAGUUGCUCGUCCAAGUCGAGGUCUCGAUCCUUGGCUUCAGCAAGCUCCAUCGGACCAACUCGUCACUCUUCCAUCCCUCCGCCUCCUCCAUUGAUCACCCCGAUCGCCACUUCGAGACUCUUGCUCUCGGUGGCACUACCGAUCACUUGCAUUAUGGAGACACAAGAUUCUUUUGCCUAUCGCGGCUUGGUUGGCUACUCGUAGAUUGA